Molecule: messenger RNA, 2722 nt
Organism: Tripterygium wilfordii
Lineage: Eukaryota; Viridiplantae; Streptophyta; Magnoliopsida; Celastrales; Celastraceae
Product: hydroxyproline O-galactosyltransferase GALT4
Exons: 8
Coding region: 238-2196 (652 amino acids)
Cellular component (GO): Golgi membrane
Molecular function (GO): carbohydrate binding; galactosyltransferase activity
Source: RefSeq, a predicted model, not a curated record
GUAUCGGGUUAUAUAGGUCUUUGGCUAUAUAGGUUUUCGGGCACGAUUACUCGUCGGUCCUUUUCACUCUUCCAGUUCAAAUUCUUGAUUGAGAAGGUUUAAAAGACCAAAUUAGACCUUGUCGGUAGUAAUCGAUUUCUAGAUUUAGGUUUCAAAAACCAGACCCCUUGAGUAGCAAAUUUAGAAGAGAAAGGAUUGUUACUUCGUGGGCUUUGGAGAACGAAAUCAGUAGAAGCAAUGAAACGAGCCAAGUUUGAGGCUUUAAUUCCAUCAAAUUCGAGUCGAGUAACAUUGAUUCAGGUCUUAAUCGGCCUCCUCUUCAUCUACCUUCUCUUUAUCAGCUUUGAAAUCCCUCUCCUUUUCAAAACUGGGUCUGGGUUUGCCUCCGGCGACGGUUCUCUCAGCGACGCAUCGCCGACAACCGUCCUUUUCGGGUCGCCUGAUGAUGAAUCCGCGUCUAUCCGUCUAGAGCGGCGAAUGCGAGAGUUUAAGAGGACUUCGGGUCUCUUCUUCAAUGAUAGCGCAUUCGACGCCGUUGAUGCCAGUAGGGAUGAGUUCUCGGUGCUCCACAAGGCCGCCAAAGACGCGUGGGUUCAAGGCAAGAAACUCUGGGACGAGAUUGAGUCCGAGAUAAUCGACCUGACCCCGUCCACCGACCAAGAGAACCGCUCAAUUUCAUGCCCUGAUUCGAUAUCGCUAUCCAGAUCGGAGCUCCGUUCGAGGGGACGGGUCUUGGUUCUGCCAUGCGGGCUGACGCUGGGGUCCCAAAUAACGGUUGUUGGUGUGCCGAGGUGGGCCCAUGCCGAGAACAACCCGAAAAUAGCGGUGGUGAAGGAUGGGGAGGAGGAAAUGGUGUCGCAGUUCAUGUUAGAGUUGCAGGGGCUCAAUACGGUGGAUGGGGAGGACCCACCAAGAAUACUGCAUUUCAAUCCGAGAUUAAAGGGUGACUGGAGUGGGAAGCCUGUGAUCGAGCAAAAUACUUGCUAUCGAAUGCAGUGGGGGACGGCAUUGAGGUGUGAGGGUUGGCAAUCCAGGGCUGAUGAAGAGACUGUUGAUGGGCAGGUGAAGUGUGAGAAAUGGAUUCGUGGCGAUGAUGAUCACAUGGAAGAGUCAAAGGCACAAUGGUGGUUGAAUAGGCUAAUUGGGCGAACAAAGAAGGUGAAAGUGGAUUGGUUGUACCCCUUUGCGGAGGGCAAGUUGUUUGUUCUUACCCUAAUGGCUGGCUUGGAAGGUUACCACAUCACUGUAGAUGGGAGACAUGUUACUUCUUUUCCGUAUCGAACUGGAUAUGCCCUUGAGGAUGCCACAGGGUUUACGCUGAAUGGGGACAUUGAUGUGCAUUCUAUUUUUGCUGCUUCCUUACCCACUUCAUAUCCAAGUUUUGCUCCAAAAAAGCAUCUUGAAAUGUUAAACCAAUGGCGAGCUCCACCUCUUCCUGAUGGUGAUGUUGAAUUUUUCAUUGGCAUCCUUUCUGCUGGCAACCAUUUCUCUGAGCGGAUGGCGGUGAGGAAGUCUUGGAUACAGCAUGAAUUGAUACAAUCUUCUAAAGCAGUGGCUCGAUUUUUUGUUGCAGUGCAUGGAAGAAAGGAAGUAAAUGUGGAGCUAAGGAGAGAAGCAGAGUAUUUUGGUGAUAUUGUCAUUGUUCCUUACAUGGAUAAGUAUGAUCUUGUUGUACUGAAGACUGUCGCAAUCUGUGAAUACGGGCUUCGCACAGUUGAUGCAAAGUAUAUCAUGAAGUGUGAUGAUGACACGUUUGUUAAGGUGGAUACUGUUCUCAAAGAGGUAAAGAAAGUCCACGAAGAUAGAAGUCUGUAUGUAGGAAAUAUGAACUACAACCACAAGCCCUUGCGUCAUGGAAAAUGGGCAGUGACAUAUGAGGAAUGGCCUGAAGAAGAUUAUCCGCCCUAUGCUAAUGGUCCGGGUUACAUCAUAUCAUCUGACAUUGCAAAGUUUGUUGUUACUGAAUUCGAAAGACACAAGUUGAGAUUGUUCAAGAUGGAAGAUGUGAGCAUGGGGAUGUGGGUAGAGCAGUUCCAAAGUUUGAAACGUGUGGAGUAUGUGCACAGCUUGAAGUUUUGCCAGUUUGGAUGCAUUGAAGAUUAUCACACUGCUCAUUACCAGUCUCCAAGACAAAUGGCAUGCCUGUGGAAAAAAUUACAAAAUCAAGUUAAACCUCAGUGCUGCAAUAUGAGAUGACCAUCGUACAAUAGCAAAAAUGAUAUUCAGGAUGCUCAAGGGCAAUAUAGAGUAGAAUUUCACAGGAGGAAGAAAUUGGCAUCCCUCUGCAAAAAUACCGGGAGCAGCUGGUUAUGCCUCUGUUUCUAGUUACAUCCCCCUCCACUAUAUUUAUGAAAGUUCCCAAAUUUCCUUCAUCCUUUACUCUUUGAGAAUGGGGCUUCCUGGAAUAGUUACUUCGCUUCUGAGCUCCCAAUUUGGCUUCAUUCAAGGUUGAGGUGGAGAGGACAGUCAUCUCCCCCAGCAUCUCCUGACACAUACUCUGUCUACUCUAUCUUUCGACCCUGGUCGUGUUCAAUGGUCAUCAAUCCUCCUUCUUCGUCUCAUGGAGGGUGGGUUCGGCAAACCUCGUUAGCAUCUUUCUGGCGACUGCUAAAUGAUAUAUUUGUUGGUAUUCACAUUGUCAAAUUAUUAGCUUACAUUCUUUUGUUCAAUCUCUGUUGAGAGUUCUCAAACUUGUUCUUUUAUCAUAACAAACUAGCUAGCA